Messenger RNA from Aricia agestis (brown argus), 2239 nucleotides. RefSeq names its product ubiquitin-conjugating enzyme E2Q-like protein 1. The transcript has 6 exons. The record is from RefSeq and is a predicted model, not a curated record. NCBI's taxonomy places the organism in Eukaryota, Metazoa, Arthropoda, Insecta, Lepidoptera, Lycaenidae. The coding region runs from base 478 to 1236 and encodes 252 amino acids.
GGGAGGGGAGGCAGUGUGCCGGGGUCGCUGGCGCGGCGAGGCCGUGGUGUGCUCGUCCCAGGACCUACAUCGUUACAAUUUUCUUCAAUGACUUACAUGAGGGCUAGGCCGCUCGUUUGAUUCACGCAACCCGCGCGGCUCGUAGAUCCGGAUCGAACUAAAAUACAAUAUUCCGAGAUAGUUCAUUCACACGAGGGCCGCAACAGUCGACUCCAGGCUCCAGGUGAUAUGCGUCUCCGCGUCGUGUCGCGUCUGGGCCGCGAGUGUCUCCCUCGAGUUGCACUGCCGAUAGCGGACGCGGUGUGCUAGUUUUCGCUUUCAUCGACGCACUCACCGUGUAAGUAGUCGCACGUGCGUCGGCGCACGUCGCGAGACUUAUGGUGAAUUAAAAAAAACAGUAUAAAAAACUACACAACUUUUUCCAAAGUAUAUCGAGGGGUUUAAGUGCGAAAGUGAAUCGGGUGCAGCGAGUCCAAUAUGACGUCGCGAUCUAAGGAGAAGGUAGCUGCCGCAUUCCGGAAAUUGUUUCGCUCUCCGGAGAAGCUCGACAAAGACGGAGCCGGACCCAGUGGAUCACCGGCCAAGCGCGGCCUGUUUCGUCGUCACAGGGACGGCGUGACUCCAGCCGAAGCGGCGGUCAGUCUGCCAGCGAGCCCGGCAUCCUCCGCUCUCGGCAAGAAGAAAUCAGCCGGGGCUGAUGUACGGGAGCGGGCGGCAGCGGUGCGGACUAGGCGACUCAUGAAGGAGCUCAAGGAGAUACAGAGGUUGCAGGAGAACAGAACCGACACUGUAUUCACGGUGGAGCUCGUAAACGACAAUUUAUUCGAGUGGCACGUGCGGCUUCAUAAAAUUGAUCCCGAGAGCGAUUUAGCGGCGGAUCUGCGCGAGCUGAACAUCCCCAACAUCCUGCUACAUCUCAUAUUCCCGGAGAACUUCCCCUUCGCGCCGCCUUUCAUGCGAGUCAUCGAACCGAGAAUAGAAAAAGGUUUCGUAAUGGAAGGUGGAGCCAUAUGUAUGGAGCUACUGACGCCGAGGGGUUGGGCUUCAGCGUACACGGUGGAGGCAGUCGUGAUGCAGUUCGCGGCGUCAGUGGUGAAGGGUCAGGGGCGGGUGGCGCGCGCCCCGCCGCGCUCCUCCCGCGAGUUCUCCAGGCGACGGGCGGAGGAGGCGUUCAGAUCGCUCGUUAAAACGCACGACAAGUACGGCUGGGUCACACCUGCGCUCUCGGAUGGUUGAAGAUUUGAUGAUGAUACAAAUCGCAGCAACACACCAUGGAUCUCGUAUAGUUAAUUAAACCUUAACUCAAUUAAUUUUAGUCCUGAUAAGUGAGAUUUAAUAGUCUGUAAAAAAAUACUUUUUGAGCACAUUAACUUAUUAAAACUUUUAUAAAAUUUAAAGUUUUAAGUAUGUAAUUGUACUUACUCGAAAUUUAAAUGAAGACGUGAUAAAAGAACAAAAUUGCAUGAAAUGUGAACAAGUUUUAUCUUUAGAAGUAUGUUAUUUAUGAUUAAUUACUAGUAUUAGUAUGUGUCAAUGUAAACAUGUCGUGCCAAACAUCAAGCUAUUUAGAGCUCAAUCAUAAAAUAAUAAUUAAGGUUUUAAAAAUUCUUAUUUUUACCGUUUUACCGAUUUAAACUUGCGGUAAUACUUUUGAAAGCAGUACAAAUUUUCGUACGAAAUGAGGGUAAUUCUUGAAACAUUCAUUUUACAUUUUGCUAAUAAUAAUUGUGAAAUAAUAAUUAUUUUAUCUACAUUCUUAUACACAUUGACAAAAGUUAUAUCAUAUAUGUUCAGAAAAAAUAUUAUAGAAAUCAGUCUUCUAGCAACUUUCCAAUAGUCUUUUCUGGAUUUGCCCAACAAAAUCUUUAUUAAAAAAAUUGUUUGGAAUGAUUAACAUCAAAUUAUGUAAUUGUAUCCUCGACAUUAUUCUUCACCACCUUUAUAUUUUAAUUAGAAAGAACUCCGUCCCAAAUGUUCAACAUUUAUCAAAAUUUAACCAAAGGAUAAUUACAAAACGAAAGGAUGGCAUUGUAAAACACAAGUUUUAAAUACUGUAAUGUGUCAAUUUUUGGGCGCAUAGAAAAUAGUCAUGAAAAAUAUUGUGUUCAAAAUAUAUUGAUAUAUUUUGAUUAGCAGUUUAAAUUGCAUGAAAGAAUGACAUCCUACAAUUAUAUAAAAUUGAAAAGCUCAAAAUUAUAAUGCUUUUUCAUAUUAUGUGUAACAUUGAUUAGCUUUAAAA